AUGGAGUUUCCUUUUGGCCAGAAAGUUUUCAGUACAACCCAACCACACCCAUCCAAGAGCUCGAUCAUGCAAGGCCAUGAAUUGACAAAUAAAAUUCAGGAUUUUUCUAGAUUGUCUAAAACCGUAUUGAUUGAUCCAACAUCAACCAAUUGUAUAUCAAUUCAACCUUUGGAAAUGUUCGACAACUUUGAAUUCCCAUCAAUCAUGAGCGAUUAUAGUGUCAAUUAUAGUGUCAAUCAGAUUUAUGUCCCGAUUAAUCGUGUGUGUUCUCCACAUAACUUUGCAAGCGAGAGAUCAACCACUGUCAACAAGCUGGUUAAAAAUGCAAAACCGGUAAAAAACAAAAGAGGGCGCUAUGUUAGAAAGAGCUCUUGGACAUCUACACAAGUAACUUCGCUGAUUGAUGACGGGCAUACAUGGAGAAAAUAUGGUCAAAAAGAGAUUAUAGAUGCAAGACACAAAAGGAACUAUUAUAGGUGCACCCACAAGUUUGACCAAGGCUGUCAAGCAACCAAACAAGUUCAAAAGAUUGAAGAUGAGCCACAAAAAUAUAAAAUCACAUAUCAUCGACACCACACUUGCAAGAAUUUCCUAAGAACCCCUCAAAUAUUUUUGGAUACGGCAGACCAUAAUGAUACAUCUGUCCUUCUAAAUUUCGAGUCAAAUGAGCUCAUUUUGAAUGACAAAUUAGUUGCCCAUUUUCCUUUACAUACACAAGAAGAACCAACAUAUCAUUUUUCGUCUCUAGAGUCAAUGGAGAAUCAAUCAUCAAUGUUUGAUAAUAAUAAUAAUCCACCCCAUAAUCUUAUUAUCUCGGAUUCCUCUAGGUUGGAACCUAGAGAAAAGAUAAUUUCAACGGGAUUAUAUUCACCAAUUUAUGAGAUCGACCAUAUACUUGAAGAUAUCGAUUUGAGUGAAAUUCCAUUUGAUUUUACACAUUGACAGCCUACGUAUUUGUAUUGGUUGUAAUUAUUAUAUGAAUGUAUAAAUGGCCAGCAAAUAACAUGAAAAAUGUGAUCCAAUUUGUUUGUAUAGAAGUCUAUAUAUUCAAAGUAAGCGAUUUCACUUCAUUUGUUAACUUCUAAA
This is a messenger RNA of Erigeron canadensis, 1086 nucleotides long. Its product is annotated as probable WRKY transcription factor 70. Gene Ontology annotation, biological process: regulation of DNA-templated transcription. Gene Ontology annotation, molecular function: sequence-specific DNA binding; DNA-binding transcription factor activity. The transcript is spliced from 3 exons. Lineage: Eukaryota; Viridiplantae; Streptophyta; Magnoliopsida; Asterales; Asteraceae. Bases 1 to 942 code for a protein of 313 amino acids. The record is from RefSeq and is a predicted model, not a curated record.